Lecanosticta acicola is the source of this 940-nucleotide messenger RNA. The record is from the annotation of a GenBank genome assembly. Lineage: Eukaryota; Fungi; Ascomycota; Dothideomycetes; Mycosphaerellales; Mycosphaerellaceae.
AUGGAUGAGAUACAAUUUCUGGAGGUGCGCCCACGUUCUGGACUAGACAGUCGGUCCCGAACACCUGCUGCUCAGGUCCAGCGCAGCCUCACGCCUUACCCGACCGGUUUCAACGCGCCCAUUGACCUCACUGGAGAAGACGAUGACGUCGUGCAUCUGGAUACUCGAGCUCGACACGACGCUGGCGUAAACACCGCAAGACCUAUUGGUGUAGGUCUAGGCACCAUCGCGGUUGAGGACGACGAUGGCGAGUUCGGCUUUGGAGGACUUCUCGACCGCAAUCCUAGGCUAAGGCUGCGGCUGGGCCAGGCUGGUGGCAUAAGAGCACAACAUGACAGACUGAUGGAGUUGACGCAUGAGAGACAUCGGCAUAUGGGCACAAACAACGUGAACGGGCAGCGCAAUGAUAAUCAACCUCUUCGGCUCGCGGUACCUGCGGCGGUAGCACGAUUCACUGUUGAUAUGAACUAUGAUAUGCCCGGAUUUGAUAUGGGAUAUCCCGGCGCCGUCCAAGCACAACCACCCAAGUAUGAAGCACCAGAGCCAGCGAAGGAAGGCUUCACUCGCAGUCCAGAAGAAGAUGAAGAAGUUGUUUGUCCCAACUGCGGAGAUGAGCUUGCUAUGGGCGAUACCGAAGACAAGCAGCAGAUUUGGGUCGUCAAGAAAUGUGGUCAUGUAAGUCCUCUCGAAUACUUCUGCUGUGAUCUUAGUCUUGGCAAGGGCCCCGAGGUAUCUUGGGGGGAUGUGCUAACAUUGAUUUUAGGCAUACUGUGGCGACUGUGCGAAGAAUAGGCCGAAGAGAGCCACCAGAUCUACCAAGAACGGGAAGGGGAAGGCGCCGGCUGAUAAUGGUCCUUUUCCUUUCAAGCACUGUGUUGUUGACGGGUGCAAGGAGAGCGCAUUGCUCAAAUCGAUGAUACGCCUCUACAUGGCCAGUUAG